Molecule: messenger RNA, 1599 nt
Organism: Ostertagia ostertagi
Lineage: Eukaryota; Metazoa; Nematoda; Chromadorea; Rhabditida; Trichostrongylidae
Source: the annotation of a GenBank genome assembly
AUGUUGAUGAAACACAUCGCAAAAGAGAUGGAAAUUCAAUACGAUAAGAUGUACCUCUGGUCUGACUCCAAAGUCGCUUUACAAUGGAUCAAAAGCAAUGCAAGGCUUCCAAUUUUCAUCCAAAAUCGAGUUCUCUGUAUCAAGAAUAAUGCUCCAAGAGCUAUUCUACGCCACGUCCCCUCUGCAUUCAACCCUGCUGAUGUGGGAAGCAGAGGUUCAUCUAUUGAAGAUCUUCUAGGCAACGAGCUGUGGUGGAACGGACCACCCUUCUUGAAGCAAAACGAUCAGCAUUGGCCUGAAGACAAAAAAAACCAUCACACUGGAAUCGCUCAGACACUUACCACUCUUCGAGAACAUGUAUGGAUUCCUCAAGGAAGAGCCGAAGUGAAGCGAAUCAUCAACAAAUUAUGCAUGUAUUGCAAAAGAGAAAAAGCACCACCGUUCCGCCUACCACCCUUCCCAGACCACCCCCAAGAAAGAGUGAAACAACCACAUUAUCCGUUUUACAACUGUGCUAUCGACUAUGCCGGCCCAUUUAAAGCCACAAUCAACGAAGAAGAAGUAAAGGUGUGGAUUGCUCUUUUCACAUGCAUCAACACACGUGCUAUCCACGUCGACGCAGCAAAAAGUCUCAGCGCAAAUUGUUUCCUUCAAAUUCUUCGAAGAUUUAUAUCAACUCAUGGAUGCCCCCAUUGGAUCCUCUCAGAUAAUGCUUCGGCUUUCACAUCAGUAGCCAACACAAUUCAAACCAUUCCUAUCAACAAAAACAACGCCCUUGUCGACUACUGCUCUCAGCAUAAUAUUCAUUUCAAAUUCAUCCCUGCCUUCGCUCCAUGGCAAGGGGGCAUAUACGAAAGUAUGGUCAAAAUUUUCAAGAAAUCCCUCAAAGCAACUAUUCGAAAUCGCAAACUGGACUUCGACGAAUUUCUCACUAUGGCCAAAGAGUGCGAAGCAAUUGUCAACACCCGACCACUCACGUACGUUUACAGUGAUAUUGACUCGGGUUAUCCCCUUCGACCCAUAGACUUCCUCAGACCAUUCGCGCUUCUGGGAUCCCCAAGAAUAAAAGAAGAAGACGAAUCCGAUGAGGAGUGGAAGACUGAAGUAAGAGAUGAUGAUCUCCAGAUGCGAUGGAAGUCUACGCUAGAACUACUCAACAAGUUUUGGAAAAAAUGGCAUGAAGAGUAUUUAACAAGUAUGAGAGAACGAUUUCAACAAGAACAUAGACAACCACGCUCACUAUCAAAGGAGGUACCUGGAGAAAAUCAGAUCGUCAUAGUACACGACUCGAUGAAACAACGGGGCCAGUGGAAACUUGCAAGAAUAAUCAAAAGGUCCGAUCAUUGCGCCACUCUCAAACUAGCUGAUGGACAAACAAUAACACGCCCCUUCAACCUCCUCUAUCCAUUAGAAAUACCAGCUUGCGAAAUGGAUCUAGAAAAUGAUGGAGAAGAAAGAACAAUGCUGAGAGACACUAUGUCGAACAUGAAGCAACAAGAUCCCAAAACGGAACAGAACAAGAAGCAACAAGUUUCUAAGAAGACAGCCCAACGAACGCAUCCUAUGAUAACAAGAAGCCUCAAAAGAAACGUCGUAUAA